UUCUACAGUUGGGAAAAUGACAUUUAUUCGAGGGCAUGUCGCAGAACUGUUGCGAACUCUGGUUCUGUCCUUUGUGGUGUGGAUGGUGGUGAUCGAGCUGCUUCUAUUUGUACGCAGCUCUACCUUCUACGAGCUUCGUGAGUUUGUCUUCAAGCCAUACAAGGAGUCGAUAAGUAGCUAUGACGUGGGCACACGGACACAUCCGUGGGACGACACACACGUAGCCAGGCAACUGUAUGGGCAGGUGCGUGUGGAUUGUCUGCUGUAUUUGGAGGACUUGGACAACGGAUUCGAUGCACUGAAGGCUGAGGACAUCCGCAAGACUUGGGGCUGUCGCUGCAAUCAAUUGUUUAUAAUUAAUUCAAAGGAUAUGAGUCGUACGGCGGCGUAUCUGUGGAUAUAUCGGAAAAGCCACCAUCGAUUGGAUUGGCUGUUGAGCGUCUCCAUGGGAGCCUAUGUGAUUGUGGAAAAUCUCCGCCAUUUUCUGGCCCACUAUUCACCGUCGCAGGCGCUUUACUUCAGUGCCCAGCACAGCUUCUAUUCGUACGCUCAUGUGGGCAAAACAGCAACCACUGAUCACAUUUUCAGUCGAGGAGCACUGGACCACCUUUUGGCAGAGAAUUGCCUGCAGGACGACUCCAGCUUGGGGGCGUGUUUGGCUCGAAUGGAUCGUGGGCCAAGCGACGGGCUUUUACCAUUCAAUGUGCAGGCAGAGGUUCUGCCGUUCCAGCUGCGCACCAAGUUUUGGCUGUGGCCCUGCAUCUAUCGUGCGGUCUACGAAAAUCAGAGUUUUGAGAGCUGUUAUGGUCGCGGCAUCCUUUACCCAUACGUCAAUGCAAAUCAGUUGCAUGUCCUGGACUUUCUGCUGUAUCACCUGCGACCCUACGGAUACGAGAAUACACUGCCAGAGCUCAGGUCCGUACAUUUCCACACACACAUUCCGGCCAGGGCGAUCAAUGAUACAGUGGCCAGACGUCUUCGGCAGUCUGUGCGUGUUCUCUGCCUAGUCCUGACCUGGCCCACAAACCACAUGAGUGGUGCAAAAACCAUAAGCGAAACCUGGGGCCGCCACUGCAACAGGGUGGUCUUCUACAGCAGCUCCCCUAACGCGGGAAAGCCGGACAUUGUUGGCCUGAAUAUCAGCGAUAGCUACGAUUUGCUCUGGGGCAAGACAAAGGCCGCCUUCAGUCAUGCCUACAGGCACUAUCGCCAUGAGGCGGAUUGGUUCUUCAAGGCUGACGACGAUACCUAUGCCAUUAUCGAGAACAUGCGCUACAUGCUCUCCAGCUAUUCCCCGAACACUCCCAUUCACUUUGGCUGCAACUUUCGGCUGGGAAACGUAUCUUACAUGUCCGGUGGGGCUGGCUAUGUGCUCAGCAGGAAGGCUCUCCAGAUGUUCAUCUCCCGUGGUAUCGGCAAGUCGUUGUGCAAGGCGGGAGGCGCAGGAACAGAAGACUAUCAAAUGGGAAACUGCAUGAACACAUUAAAUGUCGCGGACGGUGACUCUAGAGACCUCUACGAUCGACACAGAUUCUUUCCAAUUGGCUUGGAGUACUUUCUCAUACCAGGACGCGCUGAGUCCAUCAAUUGGUUGAAAAGAUUUCAGACAUAUUCAUUCCAAAAGGGCAUCAAUUGCUGUUCAACCUAUUCGAUAACAAUGCACAAAGUAUCUUCCUAUGAAAUGCAUUUUCUGGAAACAAUUUUAUACAGUGCCCGUCCUUAUGGCAUCAUUAUGGGUCAUCCGACUUCUAGGGAAGUGCUAUUAAAAUAAUAAAUAAUAUAAUGAAUGU
Molecule: messenger RNA, 1790 nt
Organism: Drosophila guanche
Lineage: Eukaryota; Metazoa; Arthropoda; Insecta; Diptera; Drosophilidae
Product: glycoprotein-N-acetylgalactosamine 3-beta-galactosyltransferase 1
Exons: 3
Coding region: 17-1771 (584 amino acids)
Cellular component (GO): membrane
Molecular function (GO): N-acetylgalactosaminide beta-1,3-galactosyltransferase activity
Source: RefSeq, a predicted model, not a curated record